GUGACCCAUAAGUAUGUUAUCAAAUAGUUACAUAGGCAAAAGUCACGGCAUGGUCACUCUACCUAAUCCUCUGUUAAUUGGCUUAAGGCUAACACCAGUCAGCUCCAUCUGUUUUUGUCUGGAAGAACACUCCAGGCCUCGCAUUUUCAACAAAGUGGACGAGUGGAACACCAAUCACUUCAAACGCAGAGAGGCCUGAAACUCCAGUUCUGGUUAGAGGAGAAUAAGCUCCUGGUUCUAAUUUGGUUUUUUAAAUCCUGCUUCUCCCUGAGGUUUGAUUAGUUGUGUUUGGUCAGGAUGUCAGAACCAACAGCAUGGUCCUUGUCAUCUGCUCCCUGUAUUCUGUUCAGCAGCUCUGCUGUCACAUGCAGGCUUAAACAGUGCGCAUGUCUGCUCCUCUGCCUGGCUGACCGCCUGUCAGUCAGGAGCUGAUUAGUUUUACACACACACUCACACUCACACACUUCAGAGGGAGAAUUUUGAUUUUGAGAGAUGAGCUUCACCAUCGAGGAGAGAGGCAGACCCAACACCCAGGAAUACAGAGUGUUUUUCAAAAACGCUGAGGGUAAAUACAUCUCACCGUUCCACGACAUUCCCAUCUAUGCUAAUGAAGCCGAGAACAUUUUUCAUGCUGUGGUGGAGGUGCCCAGAUGGACUAAUGCAAAGAUGGAGAUUGCCACCAAAGAACCACUGAAUCCACUGAAGCAAGAUAUGAAAAAGGGGAAUCUUCGCUACGUAGCUAAUGUUUUCCCUCACAAAGGUUAUAUCUGGAACUAUGGAGCAAUUCCUCAGACAUGGGAAGACCCCAACCACAAGGACAGUGACACGGGAUGCUGUGGAGACAACGAUCCGAUUGACAUUUGUGACAUUGGCAAUAAGGUGUGCUCCAGGGGAGAGAUAAUCAAAGUGAAGGUUUUGGGAACUCUGGCUUUGAUCGAUGAGGGAGAAACAGACUGGAAGGUGAUAGUGAUCAAUACUGAAGACCCUGAAGCUGCUGACUUCCACAAUAUCGAGGACGUCAGACGACUAAAGCCUGGUUACCUGGAGGCCACUGUGGACUGGUUUAAAAGAUAUAAAGUCCCCGAUGGAAAACCUGAAAACCAGUUUGCUUUCAAUGCAGAGUUUAAGGACAGGGACUUUGCCAUUGCAACAGUGAAGAGCACUCAUGAGUUCUGGAAGGCACUGAUCAUGAAGAAAACCAAUGGUGGCGAGUUGAAUUGCAUGAACACAAGUGUCUCAGACAGUCCAUUCUGCUGCUGUGCUGCAGAUGGACAGGCUGCAGUCAACUCUACAAGUGCAUUUGGACCAGAAGAGCCUAUUCCAAGUACAGUUGAUAAGUGGUUCUACCCUGACAAGUAGGAAUGAAAUACCAGGCCAGAUACAGAUCAAUUACUUCUUUGUCUUUCUGCAUCAUUUUUUCUGCUUAUUGUACAAAAAGUAACUGCUUGUCAUUUGUAAAGUCCAGACUUAUUUAAAGAACUUUGAGUUACUUGAUGUUGUGAGUCAUUACAUCUGGAACAUAAUAAAACCUUAAUAAACUCCACAAAAUAUUGUUUGUGCUGAUUA
Messenger RNA from Cynoglossus semilaevis (tongue sole), 1566 nucleotides. RefSeq names its product inorganic pyrophosphatase 1a (gene ppa1a). Gene Ontology annotation, molecular function: inorganic diphosphate phosphatase activity; magnesium ion binding. The coding region runs from base 493 to 1359 and encodes 288 amino acids. The transcript is spliced from 11 exons. Gene Ontology annotation, cellular component: cytoplasm. NCBI's taxonomy places the organism in Eukaryota, Metazoa, Chordata, Actinopteri, Pleuronectiformes, Cynoglossidae. Gene Ontology annotation, biological process: phosphate-containing compound metabolic process. The record is from RefSeq and is a predicted model, not a curated record.